Messenger RNA from Symbiodinium natans, 1401 nucleotides. Lineage: Eukaryota; Dinophyceae; Suessiales; Symbiodiniaceae. The record is from the annotation of a GenBank genome assembly.
AUGGGUGGCAAGAAGAAGGUACUUCGCGAGAUUUACCGCAAGCUCAUCGAGGCCGUCUACGCCAAGUGGAAUGCUGAGAAGAUCAGCGAUGUGCCAAGGCUCAUGGACAAGUACAAAGAGCAGGAGGACGAGAUUUAUGACCGGAUAGUGCGGAAAUACGUGUUUUCCCGGUCACAGAGCGACUGGCAGCCGUUGAUAGAAGCCAUGUACAGGCGCUUCAAUCCCAGCAAGCUCAAAGAGCUUGAUAGCAUUUUCGUCAAGUACAAGGAUAGCGAGGCAGCAUUAUACCGAGCGCUUUGCGACAAGUACUUGCAAACUCUGUCCUCAGAUGGUGAGCCCUUGACGUUCAACGUCUGGGAGUUGGGCACGGAGCCAGUGGAGGUGGGUGAGGCCUCGGAGCUCGAGGUGCUGGAAUCCCCUCAGGAUGAGGCUCCACCUGUUCGCCUGGUUUCACCGAGCCCUUUGCGGUCACAGGACCCCCUGCGGCCCGACAAUGGGGAGGACUCAGAGAAGGAUCGAGCCAUGCCAGAGGGGCGGACAUCGCCGAAUCGUGAUAACCUGGAUUUAAGGGCCACUCAGCCCGGCGCCGCUGAGGAGCUGGCAGCUCCUGCAGGUCCUGCGCCAUCAACCGAAGGGCAGGAAGGGAAGGAAGAGAAGAAGAAGAAAAAGAAGCGGCGGGAUGGUGAAGCUGUCUUCCCACCGCCGCUGCCCCGACCACCCAGGGAAGACAUGGCAGGUGUCAGUGACUUUCCCGACGUGCUUCUCAACCUGGCCCAAGCGUCAGCUGAGAAGCUGCCAGACAAGGCGUCAAGGCGAGCAGGCAACUCCCUUCGGCCAAAGGCUGCCCCUCGCCCGCCCGUGACCCAGGAAGAGGCAGGCUCUGAGCAGCAAGCGCCACCGCCCAGGUUGGAGCCAGGGACAACGCGAAAGGUCAGGCGCAAGAGGGCUGAGAAUGGUGAGAAUACCGAGGGCCGGAAGAAACGACGGAAGGUUCUCUUGGGCCCAGAAAGCAACGGCAAGGGCGCAGAAUCUGCAGCGGCACCGAGCCUCAAGGGUCUGACGUUGGAGCAGCGGAGAAUGCAACUCAAGGAAAAGUUGUAUGAGCUGAAGACGCAGAUCUCGACGCAGGUUUCACAUGGCCCGCCGCCAUCGUCAAUGCCUCAAGGCUCUGCGGAACACUUCUGGGGCCAGCCGAUGGAGGCCACUCGUGGCCAGCGCGGCCAGCGCGGUCGGCGUCCUGUCGAGCCAGAUCCGGACUCGUACUCCUACAGUGAGGACGAUGCAACGAAUGCGGAACGUCAGGCAGAAAGCAGGACUGUUGUUUUGAGGAACAAGUUGGAGGCGCAGCUGCGCGCGAAGCUGAUGCACUCCAUUCAGCCGAAGGUGCCGGAAGCUGCAUGA